This is a messenger RNA of Syngnathoides biaculeatus (alligator pipefish), 3640 nucleotides long. RefSeq names its product periostin, osteoblast specific factor b (gene postnb). The record is from RefSeq and is a predicted model, not a curated record. Gene Ontology annotation, biological process: cell adhesion; extracellular matrix organization. Gene Ontology annotation, molecular function: cell adhesion molecule binding. The transcript has 22 exons. Gene Ontology annotation, cellular component: extracellular matrix. NCBI's taxonomy places the organism in Eukaryota, Metazoa, Chordata, Actinopteri, Syngnathiformes, Syngnathidae. The coding region runs from base 840 to 3146 and encodes 768 amino acids.
GAGGGAUCGUGUGAGCGCCGACGCCGCGCUGCGUGCAAUUAUCGCGACGGCGAAUACGUCGGCGUUGUUGCUGCAUACCAGCGAGUCGAAUGCGGAAACUUCCCGUGUGUUCAAAGAUUGGGAUGAGCAAAUUAAUGCGUUGAGGGUGAAAUCCAUUUGUCAAUAUAACAAUCGCUGAUGGGGAAAAAUUGAGUGAUUGAUACCUUGCCUGAAAAUUUCUAAAUUGAAGGCCCGGUGGCCGCAUUUAGCCUGCAACAUAGUUUUGUGUGGUCCACAAAUGCAAGUCAUGUGCGUCAAGGUCUUUAAUUCAGGCAACAACAACAAAUGAAAAUGUUUCCCAACAUUUUGAAAUUGUCGUAUUUAACAUCCAUCCAUCCAUUUUCUUAGCCGCUUAUCCUCACAAGGGGGGCAGAAGUGCUGGAACCUAUCCCAACUGUCAAGGGCGGGAGGCAGGGUACACCCUGAACUGGUUGCCAGCCAAUCACAGACAACAGUCACACUCACAAUCACACCUAGGGGCAAUUGAGAGUGUCCAAUUAAUGUUGCAUGUUUUUGGGAUGUGGGAGGAAACCGGCGUGCCCGGUGGAAACCCACGCAGGCAUGGGGAGAUCAUGCAAACUCCACACAGGCGCAGCCAGGAUUGAACCAGAUCCUCAGAACUGUGAGGCCAACGCUCUACAGCUUAGCCAGCGUGCCGCCCGUUGGAUGGACAAUUUCAUGUAAUAAAUAUACGCAGUCCUCGAUUUACAGCAUCUCAAGGAGGCGAGUGAGCGCGCCGAUAUAUAAACUCCCACUGCGAGAGGAGCCCUCAUCACUUCGGCUCUGCCAGGCAGCCCAGGAUGAAGCUCCUCUUCGCCGCCACUUUUGCACUCUUCGUGCUCUGGUCCUCGCUGGACGAGGCGCACUCGUCGGCCUACGACAAGAUAGUGGCGCACAGUCGCAUCCGGGGCAGGAAUCAAGGGCCCAAUGUGUGCGCGCUGCAGCAAGUCAUGGGGACCAAGAAGAAGUAUUUCAGCACUUGUCGCAAUUGGUACCAACGCGCCAUCUGCGGAAAGAAAGCGACCGUCCUUUACGAGUGCUGCCCCGGCUACAUGAAACUGGACGGAAUGCGCGGUUGCCCUGCAGUGGCCCCGAUCGACCAUGUGUACGGCACACUGGGCUUGGUGAAGGCGCAUUCCACGCAAAGAUACGCAGACAUGUCCAAGCUAAGGGGUGAGAUCGAGGGAUCCGGCUCGUACACCUUCUUUGCACCCAGCAACGACGCCUGGGAGCUUUUGGAUGAGAGCAUGCGGGCUGCACUUGUGAGCAACGUCAACAUCGAGCUGUACAACGCCUUGCAUUACCACAUGGUCAACAAGCGCCUCCUCACCAAAGAUUUACGCAAUGGCAUGACCGUUACCUCCAUGUACAACGACCUGGGUCUUCUCAUCAAUCACUACCCCAACGGGGUGGUGACCGUCAACUGCGCCAGGAUCAUCCACGGCAACCAGGUGGCCACCAACGGCGUUGUCCACGUCAUCGACCGUGUCAUCAGCGCUGUCGGGACCACCAUUCAGGAUGUCAUUGAGGUUGACGAUGACCUGUCUACACUGAGUGAUAUUGCCCAAAACUCUGGAUUGUUGGACAAGCUGGGUCAGCCCGGACAUUACACUCUCUUCGCCCCCACCAACGACGCCUUUGCCAAGCUAGGAGGUGACGUGCUGGAAAGGCUCCAGAGCGACAAGCAGGUCCUCCAAGCUCUCCUGAAUUUCCACCUCCUGGACUCGGUCCAGUGCUCCGAGGCCAUCAUGGCCGGCACUUCUUACGAAACUCUGGAGGGCAACAGCAUUGUGAUCGGCUGUGACGGCGACAGCUUCACUGUCAACGGCAUUAAGAUGGUACGCAAGAAGGACAUUGUCACAACCAACGGCGUCAUCCACCUCAUUGACCAAGUGCUCAUGCCAGACUCAGCUAAACAGGUGAUGGAAUUGGUGGGAGCCUCCCAGUCCACCUUUGGCGACAUGGUGUCAGAGCUGGGUCUGUCUGCUGCCAUGAGGCCUGAGGCCGAGUACACUCUUCUGGCCCCCCUCAACGUCGCCUUCAACGAUGAGGUGAUGUCCAUGGAUCAAAGGAUGCUGAAGGUUAUCCUAGAAAACCACAUCCUGAAGAAAAAGAUCAUCCUCGGACAGCUUUACAAUGGCCAGACGCUGGAGACAAUUAGCGGGAAGCUUCUGAGGGUCUUCAUCUAUCGCACUGCCGUGUGCAUUGAGAACUCCUGCCUUAUCAGAGGUAGCAAGGAGGGAAGCAACGGAGCGCUCCAUCUCAUGAAGAGCUUCCUCAAACCAGCUGAAAAAUCCAUGUACGAGAUUCUGAGAGAUAACGGCGGGUUCAAGAUCUUUUUGUCCCUAAUGGAAGAUGCCGGACUGACAGACGUGUUGAGACAAGAGGGAGACUUUACCUUAUUUGCCCCUACCGACAAGGCGUUUGCUGGUCUGAAAGAGACGGAUUUCACUCUUCUGAAAAGCAACAUAAACGCUCUCAGAACCAUCCUUCUUUACCACAUCAAUAACGGCAUCUUCAUUGGCGGUGGUUUGGAAACUGGAGUGACGAACCUUCUCAAGUCCCUGCAAGGCAGCAACCUCAAAGUGAUGUUUGCAAACGACACCCUGCGAGUCAAUUCAGUCCAAAUCCCCGACUCUGACAUCAUGGGCACAAAUGGAGUCAUUCACUUCGUCAACCAACUCUUGUAUCCCGCAGAUUUCCCUGUUGGAAACCAGGAUCUCCUCUCGCUACUGAAGAGGCUCAUUUCCUAUACACAGAUUAAGUACAUUCCAGGCUUCAGAUACCAGGAAAUCCCUCUCACAUUUUUGAAGAAGAUCAUCAGACAAGUUGUUCAAGUUCCCGACGUGACCAAAGUGACGAGGGUCAUCCAACAGGAGCCGUCCAUCACUAAGGUGACCAGGCUCAUUGAACGUGAUCCCGCCAUCACCAAAGUCACCAGAGUUGUCUCAGCACCUCAGUACUCAGUCAGCACUGGCACUACCCACGUUGCCGUGGAUGGAACUAAUCUCGCAGAAAUCUCCACCAUCGAAAAGGAUCAAAACUUCGACGGCGACCAGCUUGUCAAAAUGAUCCAUGCUGGCAGCAGGCAAAGAGUGAGGGGCUAAGCCUGGACGCGCGGGAGUGACCAGAACUAAAGCAGCAAGGCAUCAAAGGACAGCAGGUUGAAAGUGGCUUGCUGACGCAGGGACGCACUUUAAAUGUCAUUUCAAGUGUACUCUUGGUUAAGAAAAAAAAAAAAACAACAACAAAAAAAAACGGUUCCGGUAAGCAAGUUCAACGAUACGUCGAAUGCAUAUCCACAAGCAAAAGAACAUUCAUUCUGACUUUAAUACGAGACCAUUAGUGUAGCAAUAAAAGAAAAAAAAAUAGGGUUACAUCCUAUACUUUUGCCCCGUGCCUUUGCCGGAGUCAAAGCAAUGAAACACAAGUAGAAGAUUUCGUAAAUUCAAGCAUGAUAAAUAAGCAGAUAAAUGUUUUCAGACCCUGAAAUGCUCCCAUCUCCUUUCACGUUUAAGUUGUUAAAACGUUUCAUGCACAUUUUUAUGUCUCUCUCAUGUCAAAUAUUGUAUCCCUGUUAAGGUUUCCCUGCUUUCUUACC